AACUCUAGUUCUCCCAAUCCGUGCGCGGCGCUGGCAAUUCAAACUGACAGCCGGUUGGAAAGGCAGAGAAAGCGGAAGAGGGCGCAAACAACGACGUGUUUGGUGACAGAUCCAGCGCCGACUGAGCCCCGAAAGCGACCUCUGCCCCUCCCGACCGACACCACCGCGCGCUCGGGAGCGGCCGCCGCGGGAGAGACCUGAGGGGACAGCGCGGGGCCCGAGGGAGAGCCGAGGGGAGGGAGGACGCGGGAGAAACGGCGCGAGCGCGAGCGGGCUGAGGGCCGGGGGCUGCCCCGGGAGGGGCCCGCGGACCGGCAGAGCGGAGGAAGGUCGCGGGAGAGAGGGGGGAGACUGAGGACAACCGGGGUCGUUCCGGUGGAAAAGCUGAGGGAGUUUCCGAAUCCAGGGAAGGGGGAGCGUGGGUGGGGACGCUUAGUCCGCGAUCCGAGCGUGGAAUCGAAGGAGGGGCUUCAUGCCGGGAGAGGGACGUCCUAAGAGAAGUUUUCAAUGAAAGAGACAACGGGAGAAGGCUGAGGGAAUUGCUGCAGGGGCGGGAGCUAAAGAGUAGGGGAUCCUUUUAGACAGCAAAAAGGGAAAGCUGUUGAGAAGUUCCCCUCAAACUCCACUCCCUUCUCCGAAAGUUAAAAGGAAAACCAAGCUUGCUGCUCUCCCCUGUUGCUACUCAAUAAAUAUUACUUUUACCCUUCCACGGGGAAAAAAGAAAAGAACUCUUUUCCUUCCCGGUUUUAGGGCUUAGAAAAGCUUGAAGCCUCCUAACUUGAUUUUUGGCCCGGGGGAAUCAAAGUAGAAGGGGUAUCGCUCUUGGUUCCUUUUUCAAAACCCCACGCUUCAUCCUUCCCGGGACGCCAUGUCUACCAACAGUUGUAGUUUCAAGGACCGGUGCGUGUCCGUCCUGUGUUGCAAAUUCUGUAAACAAGUGCUCAGCUCUAGGGGAAUGAAGGCUGUUUUGCUGGCUGAUACCGAAAUAGACCUUUUCUCUACAGACAUCCCUCCUACCAAUGCAGUGGACUUCAUUGGAAGAUGCUAUUUCACCAAGAUCUGCAAAUGUAAACUGAAGGACAUCGCAUGUUUAAAGUGUGGGAACAUUGUAGGUUAUCAUGUGAUUGUUCCAUGUACCUCCUGCCUUCUUUCCUGCAACAAUGGACACUUCUGGAUGUUUCACAGCCGGGCAGUUUAUGAUAUUAACAGACUAGACUCCACUGGUGUAAACGUCCUACUUUGGGGCAACUUGCCAGAGACAGAAGAGAGUACAGAUGAAGAUCUGUUAGAUAUCUCAGCAGAGGAGUGUAUUAGAUGAAUGGAAUUAUGAUACAUGUAAUAUUCAAACUUUUCUAUUUAAAAAUAUAUUAAUGGAUCAACUUUAAAAUUGUUAGUAACGGUUUGCCAGUGAUUUCUUUUUUUGGAAAACAAAAAUGGGGGAUUUGCUGAUUUA
Messenger RNA from Lemur catta (Ring-tailed lemur), 1453 nucleotides. RefSeq names its product family with sequence similarity 72 member A (gene RUMY1). The transcript is spliced from 4 exons. The record is from RefSeq and is a predicted model, not a curated record. NCBI's taxonomy places the organism in Eukaryota, Metazoa, Chordata, Mammalia, Primates, Lemuridae. Gene Ontology annotation, cellular component: cytosol. Bases 869 to 1318 code for a protein of 149 amino acids.